This is a messenger RNA of Penicillium hordei, 2763 nucleotides long. Its product is annotated as ATP-dependent metallopeptidase FtsH/Yme1/Tma family protein. Gene Ontology annotation, cellular component: membrane; m-AAA complex. The transcript is spliced from 2 exons. NCBI's taxonomy places the organism in Eukaryota, Fungi, Ascomycota, Eurotiomycetes, Eurotiales, Aspergillaceae. Gene Ontology annotation, molecular function: ATP-dependent peptidase activity; metalloendopeptidase activity; ATP binding. The record is from RefSeq and is a predicted model, not a curated record. Gene Ontology annotation, biological process: protein-containing complex assembly; mitochondrial protein processing. Bases 1 to 2763 code for a protein of 920 amino acids.
AUGGCUACCUUACUCCGACGGCCAGGCAAUCUCGCUCGUUACUCGAGGAAAGCCGCGGAAUCUACCGGUCGUACGGGACUGGCUUCCGUACUUCUGCGACCAUCAAGACUCUCAUCUCUGGUUUUAUCAAGCCGCGCUAGAGCCUACUCCACGCAAGGUCCGACACCCCCCAACAACAACGGCCAGAACAACACAUCAGAUGGCCGCAAUAAUGAUCAAAUAAAGAAGCCGAAGUGUGUUCUCACUGAAGCUGAGUUGAAAAUUGUGGAUGAAUGGCUGGUGGAUAUGGACGUGGAGCGACGUACCAAUGUCCGAAACUACCUCAUGAGCAAUGGACUUCCACCGGAAGUCAGGGCGCACAUCGAUCCUAAUCAAGAACCGUCAUUAAUGGAUCGCGUUAAGAUGACGCGAUUCCUGUGGCAAGUCUCGGCUUACCAUGCUGAUGAGCGUCUAGCUAGACAGGAAGAAAUCGCAAAGCGCGGUAUCGCAGACUUGCGCACCCCCUUUGAAAAACGCAGUGAUGCGUCCAAAAGCAACGAAGAAUCUAGCCUCCGCUUCAAUAAGGACUCGGAGCAACAACCACAAGGACAGCAAUCUGCAAAGGAGGGCGGACAGCAACCCAACGCACAACCACCAAAGGAUCCCAAGCAAGACAAGGAUCCUAAGGACGAAAAGGAUACCAAGGAAAAGCAAGGUGCUAAGAAUGACCAGCAACAGCAGAAGAAGCAACAGGGUGACAAGAAGGGCAAGGUGCCCCCGAACAUGGGCAAGGUCCUCGAGUUCCGCUUCGAUCCCGUUUCAUUCUUCGUUACCGCUCUCGUUACAUACUACGCCUACCGCAGCUUUUUCCCUGGUGAAGGUGGGGGCAGGGAAAUCACUUGGCAAGAAUUCCGGGCGAACUACCUUGAGAAGGGCCUCGUGGAGAAAUUGACCGUCUUGAACCACACCAAGGUUCGGGUUGAUCUCAACCGCGAAGCUGCAACUCAAGCCGAUUCAAAUGGCCAGCCUGCCUCCUAUGUCUUCUUCAGUAUUGGUUCUGUCGACAGCUUCGAAAUGAAGAUCGAGGCAGCUCAGUAUGAACUCGGUAUUCCCUCGCAUGAACGUAUUCCUGUCGCCUAUCACGAUGAAACCCCUUGGGGCGGUGUCUUGAUGUCAUUGGCUCCUACUCUUCUCUUCCUUGGUGGUGUCUUCUGGAUGUCCCGGCGUGCCGGUGGCGGUGCCGGUGGCCAGAGUGGAAUCUUUGGCAUCGGAAAGAGCCGUGCCAAGCGCUUCAACCACGAGACCGAUAUCAAGAUUAAGUUCUCCGACGUUGCGGGCAUGGACGAAGCCAAGGUUGAGAUCAUGGAAUUUGUUAGUUUCCUCCAGCAACCCGAGCGGUUCGAGAAGCUGGGUGCAAAGAUUCCCCGUGGUGCCAUCCUUUCAGGUCCCCCCGGUACUGGUAAGACAUUGCUUGCUAAGGCCACUGCUGGUGAAUCUGGUGUGCCUUUCUACAGUGUCAGUGGUUCCGAAUUCGUCGAAAUGUUUGUCGGUGUUGGCCCCUCUCGUGUCCGUGAUCUCUUCGCCAAUGCCCGGAAGAACACCCCUUGCAUCAUCUUCAUUGAUGAAAUCGAUGCUAUUGGAAAGUCUCGAGCAAAGUCGAACGUUGGUGGUGGAAACGAUGAGCGUGAAAGCACUCUCAACCAGAUUCUCACCGAGAUGGAUGGUUUCAAUACCUCUGAGCAAGUGGUUGUCCUGGCCGGUACCAACCGACCGGAUGUUCUCGACAAGGCCCUGAUGCGUCCCGGACGAUUCGACCGACACAUCUCCAUUGACCGACCUACCAUGGACGGUCGUAAGCAAAUCUUCCGUGUUUACCUGAAGAAGAUUGUCACCGACGAGAACCUGGAGUACUUGGAGGGCAGACUCGCCGCUCUGACUCCCGGUUUCGCUGGUGCUGAUAUUGCCAACUGUGUGAACGAGGCAGCUCUUGUUGCUGCCCGUGAAAACGCAGACAAGGUCGUCAUGAGACACUUCGAGCAAGCCAUUGAACGAGUCAUUGGUGGAUUGGAGAAGAAGUCCCUUGUCCUGUCUCCCGAGGAGAAGCGAACCGUCGCCUACCACGAGGCUGGCCACGCUAUCUGCGGUUGGUACUUCAAGUGGGCGGACCCACUGCUGAAGGUUUCGAUCAUUCCUCGCGGACAAGGUGCACUGGGUUAUGCCCAAUACCUCCCGGCUGGCGGUGACACAUAUCUGAUGAACGUCAACCAGAUGAUGGACCGCAUGGCCAUGACUCUAGGUGGUCGUGUCAGCGAAGAGCUGCACUUUGAAACCGUGACUAGCGGUGCUAGUGAUGACUUCAACAAGGUCACUCGCAUGGCUACUGCCAUGGUGACUAAGUUCGGCAUGUCGUCCAAGCUUGGUUACAUCUACUACGAGGAUGACGCACAGCAACAACUCCACAAGCCCUUCUCCGAGGAUACUGCCCGCUCUAUUGAUUUGGAGGUGCGCCGUAUCAUUGAUGAGGCCCACAAGCAGUGCCGCGACCUCCUGACCGAGAAGCGGAAGGAGCUUGGUAUUGUUGCCGAGGAACUUCUGUCUAAGGAGGUUCUUGGACGUGACGACCUCAUCCGUCUCCUUGGCCCGCGCCCCUACCCCGAGUCUGGCGAAUUCGCCAAGUACUUUGAUGGCAAGGGCGGCCAGACCAUUGCCCCACCGGACCACCAGAACCCCGAACAAACCUCUGGCAAGGAUGGCCGGGACGAGACGCCUAUUCCUCCUUUAUAG